Octodon degus (degu) is the source of this 433-nucleotide messenger RNA. RefSeq names its product small integral membrane protein 20-like. The transcript is spliced from 2 exons. Gene Ontology annotation, cellular component: mitochondrial inner membrane. Lineage: Eukaryota; Metazoa; Chordata; Mammalia; Rodentia; Octodontidae. Gene Ontology annotation, biological process: mitochondrial respiratory chain complex IV assembly. The record is from RefSeq and is a predicted model, not a curated record. Bases 1 to 291 code for a protein of 96 amino acids.
AUGGACCCCCCGGAGAGAACCAACAAAUUUAUCUCCGCGCGCGGUGCCCUUCGCGGGUCAGGCCAGCUCUCACCCCCGCCCAGCACCACGUCCCGGAACCUGCGCACCACGCUUCUUUUCCGCGGUUUCUUCUCCUUGGUCGGCGCCGCCUUCUACCCCAUCUACUUCUGGCCCCUAAUGAGGCUAGAGGAGUACCAAAAGGAACAAGCUAUAAAUAGGGCUGGGAUCGUUCAAGAAGAUGUGCAGUCACCAGGGUUAAAAGUGUGGUCUGAUCCAUUUGGCAGGAAAUGAGAAGGCUGUCACUAGCUCUGAUUACAAAAGUAGACACCUUCAUGCUUUCGACUCUGCUUCGAGCGCAAUAAAUCACUUCACUAUGGAAGGCUGGCUGGAGAAGAAAACCCUGUCAUGCCAUCAAUAAGAGUACUUGUCAGGA